CAAUUUCGGCUCCACUACUACAAUCAAAUACCGACAUAAAUACAGAUAAUUAUUAUCAGCAGCAGCAACAACAACAACAACAACAAAGACCCCGCAGACAUACAAUUACUGAUAGUAGACCUGAUUCUGCUAUUGAUUUAUUAUUAUCAGAUGAUGAUGAAGAAGAACAGCAACAACAAACAUUUGAUCGUAUAUCAAAUAUUUUGUCUAAUUUAAUACAAGAAGCAAAUGAUGCUGUAUACGGUAUUGAAAAAGAGCGCGUUCAUUUAUUAAAGACAUCAAAGCCUACUGAAUAUAACAUUAUAUCACGUACAACAACAAGAAAGUCAAAUCGUACUUCAAUCAUGAAUCGUAGACUUAAUAAUAUGAAUUCUGUCACUUUUCCCAUUUCACCCACAAUGACUAAUUCAUCUAACAUUAUGAAUGCUACUACUACUACUACUACUACUUAUAAUAAUGGUUGUACAUCAACUCAAUUAAAGAAACAUUCAUCUCGACAUCAACUUAUGAAUAAUAAUACCUUUACCUCUCAUCGACCACAUACACUUCCUACUAUUCCUCGUAAGUCUAUUACACCGCGCUCAAAAAGAAAUAGUAAUAGUAGUAUAGUAACAGAUCCUGUUGUCAUGGAAUCAUUUAAAAGACUCGAUACUUCUAUGGCCAUGAUUGACUCACUUUCGCGUGACUUAGUUCCUCAACAACCUACUACUACUACUAAUACUAAAACAGUCAUUGUCGUUGACCCCUCUUUACAACAUCAUAUGACUACUACUUUACUUUUACUUGUACCUUUAUUACAUAUACCACAUUCGUUGAUAACCAUGAUCUUUGAUUUCUUUUCAUCGGCAGAUACCAUCACACCACCUUUCCCUUCUUCCAUGUUAUUUUGGGCUUUCGUAUUUGCUGUUAUCAACUUAAUGAUAGAUCAGGUUGCUGUGAUACCUAAAAAGUAUGUUGCAUCUAAAAUUAGGCGUAUGUCCUUACCCGGUACUUAUGCUGAAGUAAUAAAGAAAAAAAGAAAUCAUGGACAACAACAAAAGACAAUAAAACGUUCUUGGAUACCAAAAUCGAUACAAAAGCAAUACCAUUUUCAAAUAGAACAAGAAGAAGACAGCCCAUUACAACGAAGAAGAAACUCCAUAUAAAUAACAUUGUCUGUGGUUUUUCUUUUCUUUUCUUUUUUUUUUUUUCUUGUAAGACAAAUAUCAUAUGA
Molecule: messenger RNA, 1213 nt
Organism: Cokeromyces recurvatus
Lineage: Eukaryota; Fungi; Mucoromycota; Mucoromycetes; Mucorales; Mucoraceae
Exons: 1
Coding region: 345-1145 (266 amino acids)
Source: RefSeq, a predicted model, not a curated record